AGUUUUGUGUUUUGUAAGUCUUGGACUUGGUUACAUAAAAAAAAAAUGUUACCGGAAAAUGAAAAUUUUUUGCCAGAAUCCGACGUCAAAUUGACCUUGGGAUUGCCGAGCGGAGAACCCAUGUCAACCAAACCCGGGUUGAAACGUGGAUUCUUGGAAACCGUUGAUCUAAACCUUGAGUUUGAUCAAGUCCUUGCAGCUAAACCUCCAGUGGGAAAGGCGCAAGUGGUGGGGUGGCCGCCGGUGAGAGCUUUCAGGAUGAAUGCAAUGAAGAGUUGCAAGUAUGUGAAGGUGGCAGUUGAUGGAGCUCCAUAUUUGAGAAAGGUGGAUUUGAUGAUUUACAGUAGUUAUCAGGAACUGUUGAAUGCUCUUGAAGAAAUGUUCUCAUGUUUGACCAUUUGGAAUUAUUUGAAUGAGAGGAAGAUAAUGUUCAAUGUAAAUGGAAUGGAAUAUGUACCAACUUAUGAAGACAAGGAUGGCGACUGGAUGUUGGUUGGAGAUGUGCCAUGGAAAAUGUUUGUUGAAUCUUGCAAGCGUCUAAGGUUGCUGAAAAGCUCAGAGGCAAUUGGAUUAGCUCCUAGAGCAGCUUCAAAGGACCCAAGUACAAGCUGAAGAGCUAAUUUUUGGGGUGACAAUUGGCAGGCUUUUUUGGUUUCAUUUCAGUACACAUUCCGCUUGUUUUUGUCGGGGAGUUUUGAUAGAAAAUACAGAUAGUUAAGAGUGACAAAAGAUCCCUAGUUUCCUGUAAAUACCAGAAGUUGCAAUGUAGUUCUAAUCUAAUCCAUAUGAAUUGUUUCUUGGCC
Mangifera indica (mango) is the source of this 803-nucleotide messenger RNA. RefSeq names its product auxin-responsive protein IAA17-like. The record is from RefSeq and is a predicted model, not a curated record. Gene Ontology annotation, cellular component: nucleus. Gene Ontology annotation, molecular function: protein binding. Gene Ontology annotation, biological process: regulation of DNA-templated transcription. The coding region runs from base 46 to 612 and encodes 188 amino acids. The transcript has 4 exons. Lineage: Eukaryota; Viridiplantae; Streptophyta; Magnoliopsida; Sapindales; Anacardiaceae.